GGUAGUCAACAAAAUUUGGGAAAAUGAGAGCAAUAGAUGGUGCGCCGAUUGUGGAGAAAAAGGUAACUGACGCAACUAUGUUUUAAACAUUGUUUAAAAACAUGCAUGACUGUUUAAAUCCUUUCGUUUUACAAGCUACAUGAGUCAGUGUUGUAUAAGAUGUACAACCUCUUCCCUUCGGCUUGAGUUAUGGCGAAAUUUGAAAUGUGACAUCUUUACACGCAUUUAUUCGAGUACAUACGCCAUGCAUUAGAAUCGCAUACGACUAUUUAACAAUUAGUCUGCAAAGACGAGGUGAUUACAAGCCUAUAUUCAUUGAGCCGAAGACGAAGUCAAUAUAGGCUUGUAAUCACCGAGCCUGAGGCGACUAAUUGUUUUAGUAUAAUUUCAGUAUUGAAAAAGUUUUAUUUAUAAAUACAACCAAUACACGUGUUUAUUUUAUGAAUAUAAUUUGCAUAAAUAAUUUAUUUCUGUCUGAUUUUUAGCCAUUUUUUUGGGGAAAAGCAAUAGUUCCUGCUCAGAGCAGUCUGAGAAGUAACUAUUGCCUCAGAGUAAUUACUGCUGAGGGAUAUUACAAUCAGAAUGCUCAAAGGCCAUUUUUCAAUACUGAAAUUAUACUAAAGUUGUAUAAUGUAGAUGCAUGGGCAUUUACACAACACGGCCACUCAUGCUGUAUCUAUAAAUAUAAGGAUAGAAACACUAUAUGAAUAUGUUAAUGUAUUAAUACAGCAAAGUUAAAUACAGUAUAUGCAUAUAUGCUUUAUACAUGCAGCAGAACACACUAACACUGCAGCAUAUCAGAAUACUAUACAUGCAGUACAGUGCAGUGCAGUGGCAGAACUGUACAGUGUGUAAUGCAGUACACGUACGGUAUAGUACAGCAUGCACAUGUAUACGGUAUAGUACAUGCAUGCAUGCAGCACAGUACAAUACAAUGUCAAUGCAAGGCUAUAAACAAACGACAUAACGCGGUAACUUUAAUAUGCCAUGUGAAUUUAUAUACACAAUAUAUUUUAAAAUAUAUUUCUAAAUACUAGAUUAAACAGUAUACAUAUUAACACUACCAAUAUCUGAUUUUCAUCACAAUCGUUAAGUACUGGUUAAAACAUGAGCAGCCGAUCUUUAUCUGAUAUGCUUAAAAUCGACCCAUAUUAUGAGUUUAUUGACUCAUUGGCGAAGUAAUCUUAAAAAUAAACAUUGUCUAACCCGAGAAAAUCAAAGCUGAAGUUCAUGUAAAUCAGGACAAAUCUUUAUCCGAUUUACAAACAUGUAUUAAACAUUCAUUUCUUUUGUAUUUUCCUCGUGAAUUAUUAAUGAGAUUUUUAAUUGUAGUUAAACAUCUUGUUAAAAAUUAUAUAUUGAUUUCUACCUAGAUCCAGUUUGGGCGUCAAUCAACUUAGUUGUAUGUGUGUGUGCUCGGUGUAUCGGCGCACAUCGCAACUUGGGGGUGCACUCAUCCAAACCAAGGUCGUUACUUAUGGAUGAAAAAGUCUGGAUUCCUUCUCUGAUCAGGGUAAAUUUACAUACUCGAUAUAUACCAAUGAAUAACUGAUAUAGUAUUUUAUAAGCUAGCCUAAAUUGAAUUACACGCAGUACUCGUUUGACGUGCGGUAUAUACUGCAACAAUCGCGUAUUUUUGCAGCAUUAAUUUGGCUGAACAAUAUUGUACAACAAGACUAUUACCAAGACUGCAUGCAUGUACAACCUCGCACCGUUGACGUAUACAGUGCACGUACAAUUCUGGAGAACCAAAGGCAAAGCUCGCGUACGCGGACAAAUAUCUAUAUAUCUUUCGUUUUCGAGAAAUUAUACUUGCUCAACAAAAUUAAAUUAUUCAUUUUGGCAUGUAUAUUAUGCAUGACUUGAGUUACUGUCCUGUUUCCACUGCCUGUUUCACCAACUGUCAUUGAACUCUUCACAAUAUAUUUUGUAUUUACAUUACUUAUAAUACUUUCAGCUUAUGGUAGAAGUUGGAAAUGAAAUUUCAAACAAAUUUUGGCAAUAUAGACUUCCCGAGGAUGACCAGAUCUCUCCUGAAAGUUCAAGGUGUGUUCAUGCCCUUUAUUUAUUUUUUCAAAACAAAAAUAAAUUACAUAACCCGCAGCAAAUGAUUUAGUACUUUACCCAUUCUUUGUUUUGCAGAGGCUAGUAAUCUGAAGAUCGCAUGGCCCGUGCAUGUGGGACUCGUGCAUGUGAGACUCGUGCAUUUAUAGCCCGAGCUUUAUAUAACAGCCUCUUCAUACGCACCAGAAUGCACCACGUUCGAACUCGAUUAGCCACCAAACUAUGCGCGCUCAGGCUUGCCCUAAUCUAACUGCAAACAAGGAAGAUAACAACUAGUCAAACGGUAUAGACAUAUACGCCAGGAUGCAUGGUGAACAUUGCGCAUAAUAUGGACCUUGCUUGUAUAGAUUUUAAUAGAACGUUGUUAAAUUAUAACGUUGAUUUUUCUUUAUUUAGCCAGGCGAGGGAAGAGUUUAUUCGUAAGAAGUAUGUGCAACGGAUGUAUCGUCAUGUGUCACCUUUAUAUGGUGACCCAGUUGCUCUUGGUGAGGUAAAAAUUACUUGUUUUUCUUGUUGGUAUUUGAUUUGGUUAUGCGACAACCUUUUCAACCGGAUCGUACCCAGGGCUUCUGCGCUUGUGAUGAGUUGCAAGAAGGGCCCUGGCUGACCUAACAGGGCCGCUGAUUGGUGAAAGAUUUAAUUUAAUUACGUCGAGAAGCGUUUCACUAAAAAAAUUCCGUACAUUUUGCCAAAAAAUUCCGGCCCUAAAAAUACGGGGGCAUGCAAUCCUGAAAAAAAAUCCUGUAUAAUUUGGAAAAAAUUUUCCACAAAUAUCCUUGAGAAAUCCACAAAAAAAUCAAGAAAAUCCAAAAAUAUCCGGAAAAUCCCAGAAUCGAACAAAAUUUCUUUUGAAAAAUCCAAGAAAAGAUCCAUCACUUUCAAAAUUUCUUUUAGAAAAUCUGCGGAUUUUUGAAUGCCCCUCGAAAUACAUUGUUAGAUUUAAUUAAUUGGUCAAUAUUAUAAGAACGCGCGAAAGCAAACACAAUAUUAUAUAUAAUGCCCCGAAGGGAAGGACUGAGCAAUUCACUGUUCAGAACUAGUUCAGACUAUUAAUGUACAAUGCAUUUAAACACUAUAACUAUCGUGAGAAGAAGAUAAACGAUGCCCUUAUAUUGUGAAAGAAGGAUACCUUGUUAUAGUUGUUCGAUGAUUUAUUUUUGUUGUCAAGUUCUACACGCCUUCAGGGUUCAGAUAUUCCAACUGUUCUGAUACUUAGUACAUUUGAUUAAAGACAGACUCGUUAAUCGUUAUAGGCGUUAAAGCUGUCGGUGUGUACAAACAAUAUUGAAAAGACGAUGCAACUUGUGUUUUGUGGCGCAGAUGUAAGUUUAUAUGAUGCAGUACACUAGAUUUUUUAUUUGUAUCGCAUUGAAAACCGUGACACGAUUACCUUUACCACGCAUUUACAGUAUAUUCAGAAUUCGUUGUUUUAAGAAUUUCACAAUUUUUCUCAGUUUUGUCCUAUAUUGCUAUAAACUUUAACGGCCUUACAGCUGAUAAACUUAUCAAUUGUAGGUUAAAUAUAUAUCAAGUGAUGGUUCUGAGAGUAGAACUCGUAAGUUUGGUUUUUAUAUUUUUCCCGUUCGUUUAUAUAUAUAUAUAUAUAUAUAUAUAUUUUCCAAGGGUUAUAUUCUGACGUGGAUUUGUUUUGGUCUGAUAUUGUUUGUCUGUUCGCCUGUAUUCGUGUUUAUUAGUUUGUUUGUCUGAGCAUCUGCAUGCUUGUUGAGUAUUUAAUUGUUUAGUUUUUAUUUUUGGAGCAUAUAGCAAUGUUCUAUUUGAUUUUUUGUAGCAUAUGAAUUGGCUAAGGCAUCUAAUCAAGAACUUCAAAUGGUAAGAGUGAUUGCGAGCGGUGUAGAUAUAAAUGCCCAUUAUUUUUGUGUGCUACGUAUACGUAAGCUAUAAGGUGCAGCAUUGGCUAUGAGCCAUAUACGACGAGAGCGCUAGCGAAUGGUAUCCUUAAAAAAAUCUUUUAUGACGUUUGUGCUGGAAAUCUUAGAGUGAAGUGGUUUCUGAAAACAUCGGAUUUUUUAAUUUUUAUUAAAUAUAUAUAUGUUUCUAUAGUUAAUAUACCAGUGCUUGUUCAGUGCAAGAUUAUUGUUUUAUUUACAUAGGGGAAAGGCACUGCGCAUUUUUUCACCGCCUGUUCGCCGGCUAAUAACUGAUUCCUUAGUAUUUAAAUUAGUUUACAAAAUAUGAAACUUUUACCUUUUUAUAUCUCGUAGGAGUUCUUGAUGCAAAAUGGAGCCAUUAUGUUUGGUAAGUCAAACAUUAGAGUGCUCGUAUACCGUACGUAAACGUAUAUAGGCUUUCUUGUCAAAGCAAGGGGAGGGGGAGGGAUAGAGUAAUAGCAGAAAAGGAGACUAUGUACCUUGAGCGCGAUACUCAUGACCCUUGAAAGUGAGUCUAUAUUAGAAUAUCCUUAAUGUCUGCAUGUAUCAUUAUUGCAGCCUCGUCCCCAGGCUCCAACUCAGAUGCGCGGGGUCACGGCGUGACGCAGGCAAUUUUCAAUUUCUCAUGAAACGGCGC
Messenger RNA from Paramuricea clavata, 4590 nucleotides. The record is from the annotation of a GenBank genome assembly. NCBI's taxonomy places the organism in Eukaryota, Metazoa, Cnidaria, Anthozoa, Malacalcyonacea, Plexauridae.